AUGACGUCAGGAAUCAUUUCUAGUUUCCAACGAGGAUUUCUGGAGCUUCUCUCAGUCGCCGGAAGGGCAUCGUUGGUCAUGACGCAUCUGGAAGCAAUUUCGCUUAUUCGCUCCUUUUCUACUAUUUUUCUCUUCUCCAUACCGCUGACAACGCAGCAAAUUGUUAGAGAUUCUGCCGAUGGCUUACGCUUCGCAAAUUUUGCCAGACACGAAAAGCAAAGACUGGAUACCAACCAGCUACAGUCCAGCACUGCCAAUGAGUACACAGAAUGCUUAGAGAGAUGUUUGGUUCACGAAAGCUGCACAUCACUCAAUUAUGGUGGAAAUGAGGGUGCCGAGUGUCAGCUAUUGGAGGCUAACAAGCACGAUUCUCCCGAAAAGAUGAAGUUCGAUGAGACAUUUGUGCAUUUCUCGCUAAAGGUAAGAGAAAGUUUGGCCCAUUUUAAGCGUUUUGAAUAAUAACCAAACAUCACAAGUUUAUAACCUCUUUAUAAUAUCUUGCCAGACAUGAUUUUGCUACAUUUUACUCCAAUAUGAACCUCUACGAACUUUUUUUUCGAAGGACCAAAUGGGCAGAAAUAAAGUCAACAAAUUUUAAAUUUAAAAUAAGAAAGAUGGUUAGUUUUGAACACAGUUAACAAAUAGAGAAAUAUGUUUUUCGUCUUGUCACGAACGUGGGACAAAGAAAAAAUUCUGUGUUCCAAUCAGGAAUCGAACCUCAGACCAUCGGAAUCCGCACUCCGAUGUUCUACUACUGAGCCAAAGAGACUCUAUGGUGAGCAAGGUCCAUUACGAAGUUAAUAUACAUGACAAGCGUCCUGUUUGCCGCUAGGAUCAGCGAUGUCGAUAGCGUCAUGUUUGUACACAGAAUUAGAAAUAUGGUAAGUUUUGAAUCGGAAGGUCUGAGGUUCGAUUCCUCGUGGGGAAUCAGAAUGUUCUUUCUUUCAGUCCCACGCUCGUGACACGAAGGAAAACAUCUUCUCUAAAUAUAAAAAUUUCUUCACGACUUUGCGGAAAAUUUAGAAAGUACUUAAUUAAAUAUAGUCAUGCAUAUCAGCUUGGAACUCAUAUCAGUUUUUCUCAAAUUCGAGUUUUAUAUACCUACUUUCCUUUUUCCAAAAAAAAAAAUAUAUAUAUAUAUAUGUGCAUUGCACGUAAAGAAAAUAGUUCUCAAAACAUUCAGCAACACAUCAGCUCUAAAGAAAGUUCAAUUUCAGUUAUGAAAGGAACUUGAAUGAACCACGAUAAGAGCCUUAAUAAGUUAUCUUUAAAAGGUAACUGAAUACUUCACAGCUGCUAAGUUGCAAAUUUAAAUUUUACCCCUAUUUAUACAUUGAAUUCUAAAUUGAAAGGUUUAAAUAUUUAAUAUGUCUACCAGUUUUACCGCAAAAUUAAAGAGGAAUUCUCAGAAAAAUUUAAUUAAAAAGUUUUAAGAUCUGGUCAUUAGCGUAAGAUAAAUGAAAUAAAAAACGAGUGCUGCCCUAAUUACUUAGCAAGACGCUCCUGUUUCACUUCAAUCGCAAAGCGUUAGUCUAACGAACUCUAUCAUUUCAUUAUUUUUACAAAAUCAACGGUCUGCACCGAUAGAUAACAAACAAAGAUCACCUAUUCAAAAGACAUGGCGACAUCUUCCUCAAGUCAAUUCAAAGUCAAAAGAAAAAUUUCUAGUUAAACUUUUUUGGACCCUUUUGGUGAAGAAUAUUAAUUAUUAUUAACUUUUCGAGCUAGCCGAUCGGCGCACACGAGAGCACUUAACAUCCGUGUGGUAUAUAAUAAUCGCCAGAUACUUAGACCUUGCGGCCGAUGUGAUUAAAGCCUCCCAAUAAGUUGAAAGAGCAUUUAUAGCUAUUGCUAUCGAAAAGUAGACAAACUUAUUUGUUUUAAAAAAAGUCGCUUUGUAAAGUCAAGCCUUGUAUUGCUUCGCCUGCUUGGAAAUAGCGAACUUAGUGGUUUUUGAACGCUAAAAUGUUGAGAUUCAGGCCUGAAAGAAUAUUUAAGUGGCUGUAAAGAUGCAAAAUUCUUGUUAUACAUUAAUUUCCUGUCUCUGUUACAGAGCCCUUGCGACAAUAAACCAUGUUUAAAUAGAGAAAACUGUAUCCCAGACUACCAAAAAGAUACCUACCGAUGUCGUUGCCCUUGGCAAUACAAAGUUUUGGAAAACUGUCAAAAAGGUGAGGUCAUUUGGUUUUUCUUACAAAAAAUAGUUUUUAAAUAGUUUUUAGAAGUGAAAUUUGUCUUCUAGGCGUUUGCUAAUGAAAGAAAAAAAAUCUCAGAACUCUUCCAUAUUUAUAAGAAAAAUAUGUGUAUUCCGCUGGUAUAAAUACCCCACCCCCCCCCCGGCAAAGUUCAAAUUUCCCACCCCUGGGGCGCGGACGACAGUCAAAUACCCUCUGGGUUACCUUAGAGGGGGGGGGGAUGUUGAAACUUCAAAUAGAUCGACUUACUUAUUUUUAACUACUUGAUUACUGAAGUUACAAUUGGCUUAUCAGUACAUGCAGGAUAAAUAACCGAAGACUCUGAAAACCAUGUGAGUCACAGAUAAAAGUAAAGACCUUAUGUGAUAUGCAAACGAGUGUAAGCAAACUUUACGACGCGCCCGGGGUGGGAAGGUGUAUGCUUUUAACCCUUUUACUCCGUUGAAUGACCAAGACAGAAUUUCUCUUUACAAUAUUAAUACAGUAUCAGGCAGCCAAGUGAUGAGAAUGAAGAGAAAUAUCAAUUACGGGAUUAUCAGUUGAUCCAGUACCUAAUUCUCCAAACUAAUAUCAUAGGAGUUAUAUGGCAAACAGUUAGAAGAACUACUAAUGAGAUCCUGAGAGUGAAAGAGUUACGGCAUCUAUUACUGGAAACAUGAAGGUUAUUACCAUAGGAUCGACGGAUUUGAUUGAACCUUUGAGCUACCAUUACAAAAGUUGUACUUUUUCAAUUCAAAUUAGCCAAGGGGAGAGUCAUACACAUCCCUGGUGUUUCAGCGUGUUUCAUUGUUUGUACUCGUAGGUCGAAUCCUUCCGUCCGCCGAUGGAGACUGGAUUGCCUUCUGGUGGUAUGACGUUGGUACCACGUGGCCGUCAAAUGAAAAAGACGUCCUUGCUUACGAAUUUGGUUACUGCGAGCCACGUGAUCCGUACUGCUUUAGUCGGCUCCCUGCAGAUUCUAAAGCAGAUCUCACUGAAAUGCUUGCAGUUGACUCAGAAGGUACCGCGUACAAGUGGAAUUUCAGUUCUAACGCUUCAGCUACCAGUGCAGCUUGGCGGGCGUUUCAUGAUCACAAGGAGGUAAACCAAGGAGAGAGCGUAGGCAUACUUGCAUGGAAUCCAGAAGUGCUGAACGGUAGCGAGCCGAAAGAUGACCAACGUGCAUUCAUGUACCGUGAGCAGAAUGGAGUCAAGUCGGUGCUGUUGGAUGACGAUUACUGUGAUUGUCAUUCAACCCUAAGUCUCGGACACGGUAUGUGUCUAUCUAAUCAUAAUCCUGUUUAUUCUGACGUCAACAGUUUUGGCGUGGAUGCACUUUAUGAUCCCGGCUGUCACGGACCAAGAUCAGGUAUUGGUCUUACGCUGUAUGUCCGCAGAAAAACUCCUAAUUAAUACUCAUCAUGACUAAAUGAUAACCUCUACGUAUUUUCUUCAGUAACUUA
Pocillopora meandrina is the source of this 3637-nucleotide messenger RNA. The record is from the annotation of a GenBank genome assembly. NCBI's taxonomy places the organism in Eukaryota, Metazoa, Cnidaria, Anthozoa, Scleractinia, Pocilloporidae.